AUGUCUCCAUCCGGUUCUACAAGAUGGUGUCCAACCCCAGAACAGCUGAUGAUCUUGGAGGAACUGUACAGAAGAGGAGUGAGAACUCCAAAAGCUUCUCAGAUACAAAAAAUCACAGCCCAUCUCUCUUAUUAUGGCAAAAUACAAGGGAAAAAUGUGUUCUAUUGGUUUCAGAAUCAUAAAGCUAGAGACAGGCAAAAACUCAGGAAAAAACUCAUUAGCAUGCAACAAAAGCCGUUUGAUCUUGAUCAUCAGCAUGCCCACUACAACAAUCUUGAUUCUCAUAUCAUGUCUCCAGCUUUCCAUCAGAUACCUGGCUACAAUUCGGCAGAAAAUAAUCAUCAGGGUGUAGUUGAAGAUACAGGAGGCCAAAUGAUGGAUUGCUCAUGGACGUCGGAUCUUCCAAAAGAUUGCUUGAUCAGACCAUGUCCUCAUGAUUUCAUGAUGAUUAUGGAAUUCGGUCCCACUUUCCAUUGCUGUAGUAACCCUAGGCCCCUCCAAACCCUGGAACUCUUCCCCUUAAGAGCCCCCAACGUGAAGGAUCAAGAAACUUAA
Fraxinus pennsylvanica is the source of this 555-nucleotide messenger RNA. The record is from the annotation of a GenBank genome assembly. Lineage: Eukaryota; Viridiplantae; Streptophyta; Magnoliopsida; Lamiales; Oleaceae.